This is a messenger RNA of Rhipicephalus microplus (southern cattle tick), 1422 nucleotides long. Its product is annotated as cholesterol 7-desaturase nvd 2. NCBI's taxonomy places the organism in Eukaryota, Metazoa, Arthropoda, Arachnida, Ixodida, Ixodidae. The record is from RefSeq and is a predicted model, not a curated record. Gene Ontology annotation, cellular component: cytoplasm. Gene Ontology annotation, biological process: cholesterol metabolic process. Gene Ontology annotation, molecular function: 2 iron, 2 sulfur cluster binding; oxidoreductase activity.
GGAAACGAAUGAGGUUGCGCAGAUCCCCUGAAUUUGACGCCACUUGCCAUCGAACCACGGUGAGGAAACUUUCACCGACAUUCAAGCACUUGACAGCGAAGCUACGGACUGUUUUUCGUCAGUAAACGUUGUUUCGUACAGACAGCACGCAGUCAGUACUGUGUCCUCCUUUGUUGACCUUCCACUUCGACACCGGGUGACCGGGCUUGGGCUUGAACACACUACAGUAUGAUCACAAGCGAAUACGUGGCUUUGCUGUCGCCGAAAACAUGGGGGCUUGGUGCCGCGGCGAUACUCACUGCUGCGAUGGGCACUACAUGGUGGUAUAUAUUACCGCAGCGUUCGCUCAAGAAACUCGGCAAGGCCAGGAGCUUGUUGCGUUUCGCACCCCGGAUGGUGUGGCACACGUGUUAGAUGCCUAUUGCCCGCAUCUGGGCGCUCACCUUGGAGUGAUGGGGCGAGUAGUGGGCGAUUGCAUCCAGUGCCCAUUCCACGGGUGGAAAUUCCAGGCGGACACCGGAGUUUGCACAGAUGUACCGUACGCCAGCCAAACGCCAUCAUUCGUGAAGGUGAAGACAUGGAUUUGUCAAGAGUCGUGCGGCUUAAUCAUCGUCUGGUUUCAUGCGGAAGAAGAGGAGCCCUCGUGGAUGAUCGAAUAUCCAGCUGAAGUGGUUAGUGGAAGGAUGCGCCAGAUGGCACGAUACGAGAAGAUCUGCUCCGGGCACAUUCAGGACAUUGCCCAGAAGGUGGCCGACGGGGCUCACAUGAAUAGUCUCCACGCAGCCACGUGUCUGCUGUCUUUACCGGAAUUCGCAAGCCGACCAAGAGAUUCGUGGCUAUGUCGCCUUAUGCAGCUCAAAUGGGACACAAAAUUCGCAGUGACUGGUAAGGAGGCGCAUAUGUCGUGGUUCAUACAAAUGUCACUGUUAGGAUGGAAGCCUGAGUUUGCUCAAUGCCGCGGCAUCGUGAAGCAGCUGGGCCCGGCAUUGACGAUCACCUCUGUACAGAAUAUCUUCGGAGAAUUCAUCGCGGUUGUUUCAGCGACUCCGGAGGCUCCGUUUCAAACGCGCUUGGUGCACCGAUGUUACGGGAGACCUGGACUUUUGUCCUGGCUCUGGUGUCAGGUUGCAGAACGUGGCAUCAGCAACAUGAGUGACAGAGACAUCGCAGUAUGGAAUCGAAAAAUAUUCAAGACGCCAGUAUUGGUGGAUGAAGAUAAGAGCAUUGAAGAAUUCAGAGAAUGGUAUACGCAGUUUUACAGCAAAAACAGUCCGACAUGGAAAGAAGUGAAAGAAAAAAGUUUGUCCUGGUGAUACAGGGACGUUUAAUUGGGAAGAAAAGUAGCUGUGUUGUGGUGCCAUUUGUAUUGUAUUUUUUUCAGUCUUUUGUUGUGAUAGCAAUUAUAUACCCACUCUCGGCUGA